Molecule: messenger RNA, 855 nt
Organism: Ilex paraguariensis (yerba mate)
Lineage: Eukaryota; Viridiplantae; Streptophyta; Magnoliopsida; Aquifoliales; Aquifoliaceae
Source: the annotation of a GenBank genome assembly
AUGGAGCCAAGAAAAUCCACUUUGAAUCCACAUGCAGCAUCAUACGUACCGCUCUCGAAAAGAGGAGCAGCUGAUGGAAACAAAGAUUAUAAGUUGUCAACAAUAGAUUCUAAAGUUGGCAAUGAUGCUGUGUGGCUGGGACCUCAUUCUGAGGGUAUGAAACAAAGCCGGCAACAGAUUACUGAGGACUCUAAACUGAAAGACCAACCUGUUCAAGGAUUUUAUGGUUCAUCGUCACAAAACCCAAGUUGGGUGACAGAAAAGAAGACCGUGGAUGAGGAAUUUGACUUGGAUUUGGCGUGUCUUGAGAUGUCUUUUCCUGGUGUAUCUGAUAAGUCCAUUCUUGAUGUCUACUUAGCAAACAAUGCUGACUUCGAAGCCACAAUUGACAUGCUGAAUGAACUUGAGCUCUACACUUGGGAUUCUUCCGAAAAGCAUCCGCACACAUUGGACAUUGGUGACGUGUCAGACUACUGGUAUUCUAGUGAUCAUGCUACUCAGGAACAGAAGCAGGUGGCUGCUGAGGUUGGUGUUUCUUCAUCAGGCGUGGCUGGUGACGGUGCUGUUUCUUCAUCAGGCUCCUCCGCCCCAGCCCCUGUCACCUAAUUGAGUCAGCAAAAAUCAAGGUCAAUAACUAUCUGUAGUCUUUUCAAAUUCUGGGGAUAUCAAUUGUGAAUUUGGGACUCAGAUUUUCAUCCAAAAGUAGGAUCUAUACAGUUUUUCCGUUCUGGUUGUACAUGUCAAAGCUGCUUAUACUUAAAAUGUCUGUGAGUGUUGUGUUCAUGAUCUUUGGUUGAUAGACCAACAGCCAACCAAAUUGUGCUGCCAUUUUGCAGAUACAAGUUUUCUAAAGAG